Pichia kudriavzevii is the source of this 1413-nucleotide messenger RNA. RefSeq lists its product as uncharacterized. The transcript has a single exon. The record is from RefSeq and is a predicted model, not a curated record. The coding region runs from base 1 to 1413 and encodes 470 amino acids. Lineage: Eukaryota; Fungi; Ascomycota; Pichiomycetes; Pichiales; Pichiaceae. Gene Ontology annotation, molecular function: sarcosine oxidase activity; flavin adenine dinucleotide binding.
AUGGAUAAAGAUAAGAGGAUCAUUGUUCUUGGGGCUGGUGUGAUGGGAUUGUCAACUACUCUAUCCCUCUUGGAGAAUGGUUACAAGGACAUUUCACUCUACGACAAACGGGAUUAUUUUGCAAAGAGGUACAGCUACUUUGAUGGAUGCGACAGUCCCUCUUCAGACCUUAACAAGAUCUUCCGCUCUAGUUAUGGUGCCGAAGUUCACUACCAAAAAAUGUCGUUCUUGAGCCGUGAAAAGUUCCAGAGGUGGAACAGAGAGAUUGCGGAGCAGAAAUGGGAAGGCGGCGAGCCAAUAUACCUAAACACAGGCAAUGUUCACCUCACCGAUAGAGGUGAAUUGCCAGAGUUUGAAAGGUUGACGUUGGAAAACAUGCCGGAGCACUCAAUUCAUAUCACAGAUGCAGAUGCAGGUGAAAGGGCAGUUAAACAAGGCCUCGAUCCAUGUUCAGUAGAUCCUUUCGACAUGAGACGGAAAGGUAAAAACCUACAAGGUGUUUUGGACACUACCGGUGGUAUGACGUUGGCUGACAAAUCGUGCCGAUGGAUAUUGGAAAAGUGCAUAGCUAUGGGCAAAGACCGACUAAAGACGUUUUUCGGUGACUGCGGCACGUUUAAGGAGCUUUUAUUAGAAUUCAACAGCAAAACACUGAAAAGAAAAUGUGUUGGAAUUAAAACCCUUGACAAUGAGGCACAUAAGUGCGAUCACUUAAUUGUCUGUGUAGGGCCAUGGACAACCGAAGUUAUCCCCGAAGCUAGUGAGAAGCUGGAAGCUACAGGCGGUUCCGUCUGCUUGAUAAAGAUUACCGACGAGAAGCUCAAGGAAAGAUUCAACCAGUCUAAAUUUCCAACGUGGACAUAUAAAGUAAGAGAUGGCGCAAUAGGAGGCCUAUACGGUUUCCCCUGUACAGGAGGUUAUCUGAAAAUUGGGUAUAGGGGUUUGAAGUGGAUAAACCCCCAAAAUGGCCUCAACUCUAAAGUUAAGACCAAAUGGAGCCCGGAUGAGACCGAGACUAACAUUCCGCUUUUUGCAUUGAAGCAGAUAAAAAACUUUGUUAGAGAACACAUACCGGAGAUACCGAAAAUCACAAUGACAAGAUUGUGCUGGUACUCGGACAGCGAAGAUAACGAUUAUUUAAUAUCCUUCUGUCCAUAUUAUGAAGAGAACUCUGUAUUUGUGAUGGGCGGCGAUUCUGGCCAUGCAUUUAUGAUGUUAGGUAGCAUCGGGGAUGUUGCAGUUGGAAUUAUCAAUGGUACGGGCAACAAAUUGUUUAAAGAUUUGUUUUCCUGGGAGAGAGAAAGACCGAAAUUGAAUCCGAUUAAUGGAGGAAAGGAGGAUCCACGGUGUUUGGAGGAUACAGUAAUGGCUACACCUAAGGAUUGGUACAUCCAUGAACCACCGAAGUUGUAA